Exophiala spinifera is the source of this 1752-nucleotide messenger RNA. RefSeq lists its product as uncharacterized. The record is from RefSeq and is a predicted model, not a curated record. NCBI's taxonomy places the organism in Eukaryota, Fungi, Ascomycota, Eurotiomycetes, Chaetothyriales, Herpotrichiellaceae. Gene Ontology annotation, molecular function: NADP binding; flavin adenine dinucleotide binding; N,N-dimethylaniline monooxygenase activity. The transcript has 4 exons. Bases 1 to 1752 code for a protein of 583 amino acids.
AUGGCGACCGACCGAGUAGUACUUAUCUCUGCAGCGCCAACUGAGGACGUCACUGUAGCAUCAGACGCCCCACACGAGAACGAAUGGUAUAAUGGUCGAGACUUCGACGGCUACCGCAUCACUGAGCAGCUACUAUACGAACGACGCAAGAUCAGAGUGAUCUGUGUUGGUGCGGGAGCCACAGGCUUGCAAUUCGCUUACAAAGCCGAGCGUGCUCUCAAGGACGUUGAGCUCCAGAUAUACGAGAAAAACAGUGAGCCUGGAGGAACUUGGCUCGAAAACAGGUAUCCUGGAUGCAGUUGUGAUAUUCCAAGUCCUUCGUACCAAUUCACCUGGGCUAAAAACCCAAAUUGGUCGCGAUACUAUUCAGGGGCUGAAGAAAUCUGGAAGUAUCUGAAGGAUGUUGCUGUCAAGUACGACCUCGAGAAGUAUGUUCAGUUCAAGACGACGGUAGAAUCGGCCACUUGGGACGAGGAUGCAGGUCUAUGGAGACUCAGUCUAGUGCGCCCUGAUGGAUCAUACUUCGAGGACAGUUGCAAUAUCUUGGUCAACGGAUCCGGAGUCCUCAACUCGUGGAAGUGGCCCAAAAUACCGGGCCUAGACUUGUUCAAGGGCAAGUUGAUGCACUCUGCUCGAUGGGAUGACAGUUAUGACUUGAAGGAUAAGAGGGUCGCUGUUAUAGGAGGUGGAUCAUCUGCUGUACAGAUCAUACCGUCAAUCCAACCGACUGUCAAGAAGUUGUAUCCCUUUUUAAGGUCUCCAGUCUGGAUCACUACGGGAUUUGGAGCAAAAUAUGCUGGCCCUGGCGGCACCAACUUCACAUACUCAGAAGAGCAGAAGCAAGAAUGGAAGGCAAAUCCCGACAAGUACGCCCAGUACUGCCGCGACAUCGAGGGCGAGCUCAACAAGCGAUUCACACUGAUGCAUCUCAAAGCCCAUGAUCAGAAAACCUCUCGCGAGCUGGUAGCAGACAUCAUGGCAGAGCAACUUGGGCACGAUGAAAAGUUAACCAAGCAUAUGAUUCCGCCAUUUGCUCUCGGUUGCCGACGGAUGACUCCCGGGUCAGGUUACCUACAGUCGUUACGCGCGGACAAUGUCCAGGUGAUCCCAUCCUCAGCAGUGCGUCUCACCGAGACUGGCAUAGUAGAUGAAUCAGGCGAGGAGCGCGAGGUGGAUGUUGUUAUCUGUGCGACUGGCUUCGACACUUCUUUUACGCCGCAUUUUAAAGUGUAUGGUCGCAACAAGGCUGAGAUUCACGAACAAUUUGGAGACUUCCCAGUCGGGUAUCUCGGCAUCACGGCAGAGAAUUUCCCAAACCUAUUCCUGUUGAUAGGGCCUAACGGACCGGCUUCGCAUUCGAGCAUCCUACCGAUAUUAGAGUGGUAUACCAGGUAUAUCUUCCAGGUGAUUGAGAAGAUUCAGACGGAGCGAGUAAAGGCCGUGGAACCCAAAAAGGAAGCCAUCAAGGAUCUGUACAACCACACGCACGAAUUGAUGAAGCGACUGGUGUGGUCGUCGGCUUGUCGAAGCUGGUUCAAGAAUGGGAAGACUCAUGGUCCAGUGACGGCCAUCUAUCCUGGGAGUCGCUUGCAUUUCUUCGAAAUCCUGAAGAAUGUCCGGUGGGAGGACUACAACAUUACCUAUAUGUCUGACAACCGAUUUGCUUUUAUGGGCAACGGAUACACGCAGACCGAAGUCGAUCCAGACGGGGAUCCGGUGUGGUAUUUCGAUGAUGAUUUUGUGAAGAUAUAA